AUGCACCCAAAGAGCCGCUCAUCAGCUACCCUCUCUUACGUUCAACAUACCACCACUACUACUACAACGACAGCUAAUAAUACCACCGACACGUCAACUGCUACAACAACGACUUGCUCCAACUCCAACUCCAACUCCAACUCAUACACCCAACUGCGUUUACCGAAAAUGGACGCUGACGAUAAUAAUAGCAACAUGACACCAACCAACAACAGCACAUCAAUCAACAUGAAUGCGUCAAAGAGCUCAAAAGCACAAUCAUCCACAUCCACCAACAACAACAAUGAUCCUUUUCGGGAAAACGAUCAACAUCAUAGGAGAAUAACAAAAGACACGUCAAUCCAUCGCCAUGGCACGACAUCAUCAUCAUCAUCAUCUCCCAACCUAUCACGAAAGCCGACUGGUUUAAGACGACUAUCACGCGCUGGAAGUACAUUAUUUCGACCAAAGACGACCAUCGAACCCAAGAUUACAUUGGAAGAUAUGGGACCCGGUGAACGCAAUGCAUCAUUAUCAGCUGGCAGUGGAAGUUUGUUAUCAAAGUUAUCCAAAUCUACGGCACCGAUGCGUGCCAAGCUCUCGGCGAUUUCAGUGAACAACCUCGGUGUUUCGCUUCGACCUGAAUCAUCUGUGUCACUUUCCAUCCCUUUACGUCGUUCGGCUGAAAGCAUUUAUAGCCUGGCAAACAAUCACCAUGCAUCAUCAUCAUCAUCAUCAACCACAGGUGGUCAACAACGAUCCUCAUCUUCAUCUUCAUCAUCACGUCGAUUAUGUGGAGAACGUUCUCAUUCAUUCUCUUUCAGCAAUCCAACCUUGACAAGUACUACUACCAACGACUCGACUAUCAAUAGCACGUCAUCAGCAACAUCAGCAGCAGCAGCUAUCAUGAAGGAGCGUAUCCCUUUGGUGUAUCCAGCUUUGUUAUCCAAAGUAGCCGAGGCAUUCAGGGAUCGUGUUACGGUGGGUCCUCGGAUGAAAGAUAGCAUCGAGUAUCAAAAUGCAUUUGAUGGACGUGAAGCAGUGGACAAGUUGGCAUACAUUAUCAAGACGACGGAUCGUAAUCUAGCAGUACUUUUGGGUCGAGCAUUGGAUGCACAAAAAUUCUUCCAUGACGUCAAUUAUGAGCAUCGUCUACGUGAUUCGAGGCAUGAGCUAUACCAAUUUCAAGAGCGUAUCAAUGCAAUCCAAUCUUCAAGUAAUGCUGCACCUGAUAGCCCCGUUCCCAACAGCCCAGUACCCACUGAACCAGAAGACAUCGAAGAUCAUCGUUCAGACGUAGCCAACUUCCCCACCGCCACCACAUCGACGUCAUCCAACCCCUCCAGCAGCCGUGAUGAUACUCUUCCCAAUGGCGUGUUCACCGUGUUGACCGAUUGUUAUUCGCCUACAUGUUCACGUGAAGCACUCUGCUACAGCCCAUCUUGCCCUCGUCGUCUUGAACAGGCUCGUAGCUCUCGGAGUCGACACGCUCGAUCAAGUAGCAAAUCAUCAUUAUUGGCUGAAAAGGAAGACCGAUUAUGGAUUCGCACAGUGCCAAGGUCACUGAUUGAAUCAAUGACAAAGGAUGAGAUUCGACGACAAGAAAACAUUUACGAGCUUAUCUAUACCGAGAAGGACUUUGUGGAUGACCUCAUGUACCUCAAGAAUUUCUGGAUCAACCCCUUGCUAGACGAGCCUAUUAUCUCACCCUAUGAAGAAGAGCGACGUGAAUUCGUACAGCAAGUCUUUUGGAAUGUGAUGGAUGUGUACAAGGUCAAUUCUUCAUUAUUGCAAGCACUCCUCAGAAGACAAGCAGCUGGGCCAACCGUUUUCCAAGUGGGUGAUGUUAUGCUCAAGUACGUGGAGAAGUUCGAGCCUUUCGUACGAUACGGCGCCCACCAAGUCAUUGGCAAAUACGUGUUUGAAUCCGAGAAAUCAUCCAACCCUGAAUUCACGAUGUUUGUACAGAAAACAGAACGCCUCAAGCAUUCUAGAAAAUUGGAAUUGAAUGGUUACUUGACCAAGCCCACCACACGACUUGGACGCUACAACUUGCUUUUGCGCGAGAUUGUCAAGCACACACCACCCGAUCAUCCUGAUCAUAGCAACCUGGAAAAAGCCAUGACAAUCAUUGGAGAUUAUCUCACCAAAGUCAACCGUGAAACGGGCAAGAUGGAAAGCAAGCACAGCUUACACCUUUUGAACCAGCGAUUGAUCAAUCGUCAUGCAGCUGAUAUGGUUGAUCUUGGACUACAAGAUGAAGGACGACAACUUGUUAUGAAAGGCACACUUAAGAAGAAAGGAUCAGGCUCUGAGGCAUCCGAUGUGCAUUUAUUUUUGCUUGACCAUUAUCUUGUCAUCAUCAAGCAAAAGGUGAUCAACAAUGUGGAGCAGUGUAAAUUCUAUCGCAAGCCUAUACCAUUGAUGCUGCUUUUAUUGUCACUGCCUGAUCAAGCCAAACGAGCCAGUUCAAUUCUUCCAUAUAGCCGUAGCAGCAAAGAUUCAUUCACAUCCAUUGGCAGUCUUGAUAGCAUUAGCCCACCAUCACCACGACCCUCAACCUCCAAUACCACCACUGCAAGCAACCCUACAACUACUACUCCAACAACAUCAACAGCGAAUCAUUCGAGCACUACCAAGAGUGGAUACCCACUUAGCUUUUCGUAUCUUGGCAAGCAUGGUGCUGGCACAACCAUCACACUUUAUGCGGCCACUAUGGCUAUCCGACGACAAUGGAUUACCAAGAUCCAGCAGCAACAACAAGAGCUACGAGAGCAGACACGUGUACUUGAACCAGUUCUUGUGAAUGAUACCUUUUUCAGCGCAUUCAACCGUGUACGAUGUGCAGCUGUAUUUGAUCAUGGCAAAUCCAUUGCUUUUGGAAGCGAUCAAGGUGUCUAUGUCUUGAAAGACACAGGUGGUCUCGUACGCAUUUUGGCCAUUGAAAAAGUAUCCCAAAUUGAUAUUCUCGAUCGCAUCAUUUUGGUGUUGGCUGACAAGGUGCUCUACUCUUAUUCCUUGGAUACGCUAUUGACUGAACCGGAGGGUGGUCAACAUCAACAACAACAACUUAACAUUACCACCAACACCACCUCGGCAGCAGUAGCAGCAGCAGCUAAUCGACGUGGACGAAGAAUCAGUAGUCACGUGUCAUUUUUCAAGAUUGGCAAGAUCCAAGAUAGCAAAAUCAGUGAAAAGACCCUUGUGUGCUUUGUACGGCAAAAUGCAAUGUCAUCCACCAUCCGUGCCUUGGAGCCGCAUGAAACUUUGGAUCCAAAAAAGAAACACAAUCACCUUGGAAGACUGAUACGCAGCAAUCCCAAUGAUCCUCUCAAAGUAUACAAGGACUUGUACAUUCCCGGCGUAGCUUCUUCGAUUCAAUUCUUUCGCAAUAUUAUUUGCGUGGGAUGUCCCAAGGGAUUUCAAAUGGUCGACUUAGCAUCGACAGAGGUACAAAGUGUACUUGAUCCAAGCGAUGAACGCCAUUAUGCUAUCACUCAACGCGAAAACCUGAAGCCGAUCUCCAUGUUUCGUCAUGAAAAUGGCAACAUCCUUCUUUGUUAUAAUGAAAUCGCGUUUUAUAUCGAUAAGAAGGGAAGGCGGGUUCACGAGGACUGGAUGAUUACCUGGGAGGGUAACCCCGUGUCAUUCGCAUAUAGAUUCCCUUAUAUUAUUGCUUUUGAGCCUACGUUUGUUGAAGUGCGGCACAUGGACACGGGCCAUCUCUUACAAAUUAUCCCCGGCACCAAUAUCCGCUGUCUAAAACCUGAUGCACACAACACUAUUCACUGCGUGAUGGAUGAUCGUAUUACGGGCAAUGAAAUGAUCUUUGAGCUUAAGCUACUCUAG
This is a messenger RNA of Lichtheimia ornata, 3828 nucleotides long. RefSeq lists its product as uncharacterized. The record is from RefSeq and is a predicted model, not a curated record. NCBI's taxonomy places the organism in Eukaryota, Fungi, Mucoromycota, Mucoromycetes, Mucorales, Lichtheimiaceae. Gene Ontology annotation, biological process: intracellular signal transduction. The transcript is spliced from 12 exons. The coding region runs from base 1 to 3828 and encodes 1275 amino acids. Gene Ontology annotation, molecular function: guanyl-nucleotide exchange factor activity.